UUCAGCAAUGAAAUUUUAAUUAAUGUGGGUGGGCCGAGCACACAACGACUGUUUAUCAUAGACAAUUUAUUUUCCAGCGCUAAGUCAACAUAUAAUAGCAAACUUACAACAAUUAUUUAACAUUUUUAAAGCCAUGAAGGGACAGAGCACGGAGCGGUCGGGGAGAGCUCCAGAGCCGGAGGCAGUCGCACCGCGGGCUCCCCGGGAGGGCCCGCGCGGCGCGGGGCGCCGUCCCUAAGCCGCUGGAUCGCCUGCGUCGCGGGGAGCGCAGCGCCGGCUGGGGCUCGCCAUGAGCCACCUCUUCGGUCCCCGGCUGCCCGCUCUGGCCGCCUCACCCAUGCUCUAUCUGUACGGCCCCGAGAGCCCCGGGCUGCCUCUGGCCUUCGCCCCCGCGGCUGCUCUGGCUGCCUCGGGCCGGGCGGAGCCGCCCCAGAAGCCGCCCUACAGCUACAUCGCGCUCAUAGCCAUGGCGAUCCAGGACGCGCCGGAGCAGAGGGUCACGCUGAACGGCAUCUACCAGUUCAUCAUGGACCGCUUCCCUUUCUACCACGACAACCGGCAGGGCUGGCAGAACAGCAUCCGCCACAACCUCUCGCUCAACGACUGCUUUGUCAAGGUGCCCCGCGAGAAGGGGCGGCCAGGCAAGGGCAGCUACUGGACGCUGGACCCUCGCUGCCUGGACAUGUUCGAGAACGGCAACUACCGGCGCCGGAAGAGGAAGCCCAAGCCAGGCCCCGGGACCCCGGAGGCCAAGCGGGCCCGCACCGAGACCCAGGAGCGCGGCUCAGAGAUACAGCCCCGGGCGGGAAGCAGGCCAGGGCGCCGAGGCCCCGCGACCCCCAGCCAGGAGGGAGCGCCCGUGCGCCCCUCGCCCCUGCGGGACGGCUCCUCUCCGCCCGAGCCCCUCCACCGGCCUGGGCCCGCGUCCCUGGAGGAGGAUGGGGGCGACGCUGUCCAGGGCGCAGCGGCCUUGGCCUUAGGCCAGCCAUCUCGCACGGCAGAUGGCCCCGGUUCCCCCCCACGCCCUGCUUCCCACGGCUCUCCGAAGAGCUCCGACAAGUCCAAGAGCUUCAGCAUAGACAGCAUCCUGGCCGGACGGCGUGGUCAGAAGCCGGCUGGAGGGGGCGAGCUCUUGGGGGGCGCCAAGCCUGGGGCCGGCAGCUGUUUGGGUGCCUCACUCGUGGCCCCCUCCUCAAGCCUCCGUCCGCCUUUCAAUGCUUCCCUGAUGCUCGACCCCCACGUCCAGGGCGGCUUUUACCAGCUCGGGAUCCCUUUCCUGUCCUAUUUCCCUUUGCAGCUUCCCGACACUGCGCUUCCCUUCCAGUAAGGCCGGCGGUGGCACCGGGUCCUUCCCCCCACUCUGGGCUGGGCUUGUGAGUCACCCAGGGUCCCAUCGCAGGGGAAAGAG
Messenger RNA from Mustela erminea (ermine), 1408 nucleotides. It is a transcript of the gene FOXL1, whose product is annotated as forkhead box L1. The record is from RefSeq and is a predicted model, not a curated record. Gene Ontology annotation, biological process: anatomical structure morphogenesis; regulation of transcription by RNA polymerase II; cell differentiation. Gene Ontology annotation, molecular function: DNA-binding transcription factor activity, RNA polymerase II-specific; RNA polymerase II cis-regulatory region sequence-specific DNA binding. Lineage: Eukaryota; Metazoa; Chordata; Mammalia; Carnivora; Mustelidae.